AUGUCGACAACCUCCCUACAAUCGUUCGCCAAUUCCUACUCGCCUUUCUCGUCCCGAACGCAGCCUGGUCGGAUGUCCCAGUCGCAGACCCCCGGCUUAGACACUCUCGCGGAGGGGUCGCAGUAUGCGCUAGAGCAGCUGCAGUUGGCACGAGAAGCAGGCAACAACCAUCCGACCGACUCUGCCAGCAAGUCAAAUGGUCACCAGCCGCCACAACAUCUCCGCCAGAACCACUCCUACGACGAGAGCAACGGUACUGGUUUCAAGACCCCCUCCACCCAACGAGAUCAUCUGGUCGACCCCCGCUCUAGCAUCCGCAAGAAUUCAUCUGCUGGUCCCGUGCGGCGGCGCAUCAGCCGAGCCUGUGAUCAGUGUAACCAACUCCGAACCAAGUGUGAUGGGCAGCAGCCGUGUGCGCAUUGCAUUGAAUUCGCACUCUCCUGUGAGUACGCGCGCGAGCGCAAAAAGCGUGGCAAGGCCUCGAAGAAGGACCUAGCAGCGGCUGUCGCAGUUUCUUCUGGAACUGGCGAUCCGGACGUGAAAAACAGAGAAUCCCCGGCGCAGGAACAUUCGCCCAGUACCCAGCCUGCCCACGAGGCAAACGGGCAAUUUGACGCCGCUUUUGACGCUUCCCGGAACACACAGUCUCAUAUCCCCAACUCGGAUGUCCCCAGCAUGACCGGAAUGCAACACAACUCGCACUCGGCUCAGCAGCACUCCCAGCAGCAUAUGAACUCAAACAUGGAGGGCCUCCAUUUGAACAACUACGGCGGGCUGCCAGACUCAAACCGGCCUCCAAUGUCGGUGCCUGACCUGCGCUCCCUGCAGAUGAUGCACAAUUCCAAUGGGACUUCUCGGUCCCCAGCCUCCAUGCUGCAUUCACAGGGGUUCGGAUCCGGGUACAAUGACAACGCAUAUUCUUUAAUGAACCCACAGGACAAUAAUCCCACCUCGAUCAACCACUUCCGCCUCGGCAGUUCGGCAGAGAACCCAUCCGCUCCGUUUAUGGGACUUUCACCGCCAGCGCAGUCGCCUGGCUGGCUACCUCUUCCAUCGCCUUCCCCCGCAAAUUUCCCUUCUUUCAGCAUGCCUCCAUUCUCCAGUACCUUGAGAUACCCUGUUUUGCAACCGGUCCUCCCCCACAUCGCGUCCAUCAUUCCGCAAUCCCUCGCCUGUGACCUUUUGGACGUCUACUUCGCCAGCUCUUCUUCAUCUCACCUUCAUCCGUUGUCGCCAUAUGUGGUUGGCUAUGUCCUCCGCAAGCAGUCAUUCCUCCACCCGACAAAGCCAAGACAGUGUAGUCCUGGUCUCCUCGCCAGCAUGCUUUGGAUCGGAGCCCAAACGAGCGAAGCCGCGUUCUUGACGUCUCCUCCAUCGGCCCGGGGGCGCGUUUGCCAGAAAUUGCUCGAGUUGACAAUUGGCUUGCUUCGGCCUCUGAUUCAUGGGCCCGCCACUGGAGAGGCAUCUCCAAACUAUGCGGCAAACAUGGUCAUCAACGGCGUGGCACUUGGAGGCUUCGGUGUAUCUAUGGACCAAUUAGGUGCUCAGAGUAGUGCGACAGGCGCUGUGGAUGAUGUCGCCACAUACGUUCACCUGGCUACCGUCGUCUCGGCCAGUGAGUACAAAGCCGCCAGUAUGCGCUGGUGGACCUCCGCCUGGUCGCUUGCGCGAGAGCUCAAGUUGGGUCGUGAGUUGCCACCAAACACAGCACCACGCCAGGAUGGCGAAAUGGAAGGUGAUUCCGAAAUGGGCAUGAACGGCAACAAACGACAAGCGCCUUCGUUACUCACGUCUAUGGGCGGUGGUAAUUCCUCGGUCAAUCUGACAGAGGAGGAACGCGAAGAGCGUCGCCGCAUCUGGUGGCUGUUAUUCGCGAUGGAUCGCCAUCUGGCCCUCUGCUACAAUCGGCCCCUGACGCUGUUGGACAAGGAGUGUGAAGGUCUCCUGCAACCUAUGAACGAUGACCUCUGGCAGGCGGGCGACUUCUCGGCUGCCAACUACCGCCGUGCAGGCCCGUCUUUCGAAUGUACCGGCCACAGCAUGUUUGGGUAUUUCUUGCCACUCAUGACCAUCCUGGGUGAGAUAGUGGAUUUGCAACACGCGCGGAACCAUCCACGGUUUGGUCUGCAUUUCCGCAACAGUGGCGAGUUGGAGAGUCAAGCGAUGGAGAUCACGCGCCAGCUCGAUGUAUAUGCCCAAAGCUUGAAGGAGUUCGAGGCCCGGUACACAAACUCUCUAGCGCUCGGCUCGGGAGAGAACGACACCAACAUGGAAGGGACCCACCUCAACCACGUCAGUCCCUCUGGUCGCUCAAGCAGCACCGUCGGAUCGCACGUUAGCGAAUCCAUCGUCCACACAAAGAUGGUGGUCGCCUACGGAACCCACAUAAUGCACGUACUCCACAUCCUACUUGCCGGUAAAUGGGAUCCGAUCAACCUGCUCGACGACAACGACCUUUGGAUCUCCUCCGAAUCGUUCAUCACGGCCAUGGGCCAUGCAGUGAGCUCCGCCGAAGCGGCAGGCGAUAUCCUAGAAUACGACCCAGAUUUAAGUUUCAUGCCAUUCUUCUUCGGCAUAUAUCUCCUGCAAGGCAGCUUCCUGCUACUCUUGACCGCGGACAAGUUGCAAGGCGAUGCGAGUCCAAGUGUGGUCCGGGCUUGUGAGACGAUUGUGCGGGCUCAUGAGGCUUGUGUCGUGACUCUAAACACAGAAUAUCAGAGAACAUUCCGGAAAGUAAUGCGCUCCGCUUUGGCUCAGGUCCGCGGCCGUGUGCCAGAGGACUUUGGCGAGCAGCAGCAACGCAGGCGCGAAGUCCUGGCUCUCUACCGCUGGAGCGGAGAUGGCAGUGGCCUUGCCCUGUGA
This is a messenger RNA of Penicillium lagena, 2862 nucleotides long. It is a transcript of the gene xlnR, whose product is annotated as putative C6 transcription factor. Gene Ontology annotation, biological process: DNA-templated transcription; regulation of DNA-templated transcription. The record is from RefSeq and is a predicted model, not a curated record. Bases 1 to 2862 code for a protein of 953 amino acids. The transcript is spliced from 3 exons. Gene Ontology annotation, molecular function: zinc ion binding; DNA-binding transcription factor activity, RNA polymerase II-specific; DNA binding. Lineage: Eukaryota; Fungi; Ascomycota; Eurotiomycetes; Eurotiales; Aspergillaceae.